Molecule: messenger RNA, 590 nt
Organism: Nilaparvata lugens (brown planthopper)
Lineage: Eukaryota; Metazoa; Arthropoda; Insecta; Hemiptera; Delphacidae
Exons: 2
Coding region: 27-341 (104 amino acids)
Source: RefSeq, a predicted model, not a curated record
UCCAAUACUGUUGCAGGAACUGGGAGAUGAAGUCCUCCAGGCUGUUGAUAUCUCGCAUCCGGCUCUGGAAAAACAUCAGCGGCUCGCCAAGUAGUAGACUGGACAGUUGGAAGCGCCAUACUAACCAAGAGAUUGGUGGUUGCGGAUGGCGGUUGACUGGCGAUAUCGGAUGGCGAUUGGGUGGCGGCACUCUCCGUUCCUUCGGCGGCGCUUGGGGCGAUCUGCGAAGACGCCGGUACCGGGUUGGACGCCCUCACUCCCUCAUCUCCCUCAGCUGGACUCUCAUCGGAAUUAAUCGCAUCGACGACGUUAUCAAUCUUCGUAGAAGACAAUUGGGCUAAGUUUUGCGGGUCGAAACUGAUGGAGCAUAUGCUGCCUCCCUCUCUCUCUCGUGGGGUCUCCGCUGCAUCGUCCUGGGGCUGUUGAUUUGCCGGUGUCGUGGCUACAUAGUUUUGGGGAUGUUCGCUGAAGUAGGAAAUUUGCGAGUUAGCCGGCGACUGGUUCAUGGUGACGUUAUUAUGGAAUACUUCGAGUAAAUAGCCAAGUGUGUUGCCAAGUCUCAGGAAUAUUAAAAUGGAUUCAGUGAUAGU